Notolabrus celidotus (New Zealand spotty) is the source of this 1154-nucleotide messenger RNA. RefSeq names its product sorting nexin 10b (gene snx10b). The record is from RefSeq and is a predicted model, not a curated record. Bases 81 to 785 code for a protein of 234 amino acids. Lineage: Eukaryota; Metazoa; Chordata; Actinopteri; Labriformes; Labridae. Gene Ontology annotation, biological process: intracellular protein transport. The transcript is spliced from 6 exons. Gene Ontology annotation, molecular function: phosphatidylinositol binding.
GAAAAUAAAAGGCAGAAUGCUUUGAGCAGCAGGAUUUUGUCGGCUCUAGCACACCAGUAUUCAAGCAAGAAACCUGGAUUAUGAGAGAAGAGAGUGGAAAGAGUGUGAAUCAGCUCAGUCAGUGCCUCAGUGUCUCUCCUGGCUCCUCCAUGCAGCAAGUCAUCAGUGUCUGGGUGCGGGACCCGCGGAUACAAAAGAAUGACUUCUGGCAUGCCUACAUAGACUAUGAAAUUUGCUUACAUGCUGAUAGCGUCUGCUUCACCAAAAAGACCUCAAGUGUGAGAAGGAGGUACAGUGAGUUUGUAUGGCUCAGGCAGAAGCUACAAGAAAACUCCUUGCUAAUGGUACGGUUACCAGUACUUCCCCCAAAGAACCCUUUCUUUAGUCUGAACAAUGCCCAACAGAUCACUGAGCGAAUGAAAGGCCUCCAAAAGUUUUUGGAACAGGUCCUGCAGAGCAAUCUGCUGCUGUCAGACAGUUUGCUGCAUCUUUUCCUGCAGUCACAGCUGAGUGCGUCUAAGAUGCAGGCCUGUGCUUCUGGAAGGACCCACUACUCUGUGGCCCAGGCCAUCCAGCGAUGUGGUCUAAGGAGAUUUCAUUCAGAAGAGGAUCUGCAGAAGGAUCUGAGCACGUCAUGUGACUCUGACUCUGACAGCUCAGAGUGUCGAGAUCCAGAGCCUCAGAUUAAAGAUUUGGCAUUGAACAAAUCAGCAAGUUCAGCUUUACUUGGUCUCAUGGGGACUAGCCGUGAAGAAAACAUCAGCAGCUCAUCGGAGAUUGUAUAAAAACGUCAUCUUCACUUUACUGUGAGAAAUGUUUGAACCUAAGAGGAAUAAAUUAGCCUGUUACCCUGUUGUACUGCACUUUUUAUGCUACAUAGUUGCUCCAAAUUAUUUCACCUGUAAGAAUGAUAAACCUUUGUGUUCUAUUAAAGCAUUUCACUGUGAAAUAUGUAUGGUUAAAGUAAUUUAAAUGUACCUUCUUGUAUGUCCAUAUUUUACCUUUCAGUUCUUUCUGCACAGAUCUUUGGUUAUAGCAACACUCUGCCUGAAGAUGGCAGUGUUGUUACAUCUAUGUAUUUAUGUAUUCACUUAACUCAUGAACAAAUGCUGUAACUGACUAAAUGUAUACCAUAAACAAGCUUGGCAAAAUCA